AUGGAAUUUGCGCUGAGCAUUCCUUUGCGUGCCGAGGACUGGACCCGGGGCCUUGCACCUGCUAGUCAUAAAAAGAAAAAUCUGGAAGGACUGAAGCAAGCCGAAGUAACCAUCGCAGCUUCCUGUGAGAAACACGAGCUCUGCCCCCACAUCACCUCAGAGCCUCCCAGUCUGCUCAGGGUUCCACCGAGCCUCAAACUCUCCAAAAUACAUUUGCAAAAGUGCCUGUUUGAAGAGUACAAGCGCGUUGCUCCUGAAACGCUAGGCGAGCUGGAGAAGAUGCUGCAGACCUAUGCGGAGCGCAGUGUCCCGCUGCCCGUGGGCCUCAUCAACCUGGUGAACGACAGCUGGCCAGACCUCGCGGCGGGCACCCCAGAGCACGGUGCACACUGCAAGCAAGGGUGGCCCGCGGCCCGCGGGGACCUCAAGCAAUGCAAAGCCAGCAGCGACUCCAGGGAAGACAGUCAUAAGGCAGGUCAGCUGGCUACGGCAAAACAAGAGGCCCGCAUUUCAGCAAGUAAAUCCGUGAAAAAAUUACCUCUCGCCAGCCACGACCAUGAUGCCCAUCUGGAGAACAGCUCCCUGGAUGUCAUCCACUUCUUGACGUCGUCCCAGAUCUGUCUAGAAAACGGUUGGCUCUUUCAGCGCCCCUACUCCAGAUCGGAAAUUCUGAAGUGGAACAGCGUGCUGGGCGCCGCCGUGGAGCGACUGCAGGAAGCCCUGGCGCGCAUAAAAACAGAAAAAGCUCAGCUAAAGAGAGAGGGGCUCAACAGAGGCCCGAUCCUCUGCUACUACGGCGAGCCCGAAGGCGAGGAGGAGAGGCCCAGUCCGCAGGCCACCCGGAGUCUCUGGCUGGAGCUGUUGGAGCGGAGGCCUCAGCUGCUGACCACUCUGGAGGCUGAGGCCAAAGCUGAGGCCAAGGCGGGGCCGCUGCGGAGGAAAUUCCACUGCGCCCUGGCUGACGGCUCCUCCGUGACCUACUACCCUUCCGGCCGCCUUGCUGUGUGUCAGAGCCCAUGGGACCCGCCUUGGGGCGGUGCGUACACCAACAUAUUCAGCGACCUGCCCAGCCAGCCUGUCCUGGGGACCUUCACGCCCUUCGGCUGUGGCAGCGUUUCUUCUCAAAGGCAGAUCUUCUCGAUGAUGUUUAACCCAGACGGAGGCCUGGUGAUGAGCAGGAGCGGACGCGUCCUCAGGGAGUGGAUGUGGCCCGAGAAGGGGAAACUCAAGGACCCCAUCGAAGUUGGGGUGAACAGCUUCAUCACGGUGAAGAUUUCGGGGCGCUUUGCCAUCACCUUGGUCUACAGAUGCGAUCCCCAAAGCCUGAAGCUGGCACUGGCACCCCAAAAAUGCAAGCCUGGGGCUCUGGGUCUGCCUGGCGCGCCACUCCCUGCGGUCAACCUGGCUGCCGCUGCCGAGGGAGCCAGGGACUCGCUUGGAGACUGCCAGACACGCUGGCGGCUGGGACUCACCGCUCAGAACACAGUGCCCGCAGGUGCGGCGGAGCCGGGGGACGCGGACGGCAGCCCGCUGCGCGACGCGGGGACCACGGAGAAGCUCCGCGCGCUGCAGAGCAGGGCCAGGCGCCUGCUGCUCGGCUGGCAGAACCGCUACCGCCGCGCGCUGGGAACGGACGCGCUGCCGCUGCCCCCCAGGCCGGUCAGGAAGCAGCGGGCGCCUUGGAACCAGGACGCCUGGGUGGGACGCGGGGCACUGGAGACCGAGCCACUCUGCGACUCCUCUGGCGCACCGAGGCCGCGCCGCCUUCCGAGGACCAGGACCAGGACCAGGAUGCUGGCCAUGGCUGUGCCGCGCUGCCCCCGGCCUCUUCCCCUGGAAAGCAGGGCUGUGUUAUUCGUGUCCCAGCUGCUCUGUCCCGUGGUCCUGAGGAGGACGCUGCAGGGGCAGCAAGGGGACAUCUGCAGGUGCAGCGCCCACCACAUUCCGGAGGUGACGGACCUGGAGUACGACCGCCUCAUCCUGGAGCAGCUGUGCUCCUCAGAGCAGACCGUCGUCGUUUAUGUGUCCUCCGCCACGGACAAGGAACGGACCGUGAGAGAACUGGCCCAGGUGUACCGGGAGCUGAACAGGGCUCGAACCAUGCCGUGCAUCCAGAGCCAUUUGGAUGCCUUCCGAUUGCUCAGAUACAACCUCACAUCCACAUCUAAACUGACGGGCAGCGACUGUCCGCUUCUGGUUCGGAGGCACAACAUUGUCCCUGGGAUUUUCCUGAUGUACAUUCGGGGAAAAUUACUAUUUGCCAACUUUAUUUUCAAUGGCUACAGUACAUCUGCCAGAGACCUUCAAAAGCAGAUUGUGAAGACCAGAAACGAUUACCUCAUGGGGUACUUCCUCCCCAGCGACUUCAGAAUCCGGGCUUGAUCUACUUUGGGUCUUGGAAAUGAAGAUCCUUUUGUCUUAAGAAAAAAAAAGCCAAAUACAUUUGGCAGCAUGUACUUUCCAAUCCAAAUAGAAAAUACUAUAGAAACGCUCACUUGAAUGGGCUGGUUUUAAUCACAGCCAACAGAUGAUGGAGAGAACUAACCUCAGAGAAAGUAUGAAACGAAAUGGACCCCUUGCACAACAACAACUCUUAUAUUUUGAGAACAAGUACCGAGUCCAGGGACUUCACGGAUUAAAGAGAACAACUUAACAGGCAGUGACUAACAGACGUCAUGAAAGUCUAUUCACUCGUGCACAGCGCACUCCUGGUCUCACUGGGUCUGUUUACUCUUAGUUUACACGCAGUUCUAACUAGCUUUGUCACCUGCUGUUCGAAACCAAAGCAGAUCAGAAGGUGCAUUAAGACAGUGCAGACGGUGGCCCACGUCUCUAAUCCCAGCACUCCGGAGGCUGAAGCAGGAGAACUGCUGUAAGUUUAAGGUCAGCCUGAACGGCAUAG
Chinchilla lanigera (long-tailed chinchilla) is the source of this 2902-nucleotide messenger RNA. RefSeq lists its product as uncharacterized. The record is from RefSeq and is a predicted model, not a curated record. The transcript has 16 exons. NCBI's taxonomy places the organism in Eukaryota, Metazoa, Chordata, Mammalia, Rodentia, Chinchillidae. Bases 1 to 2382 code for a protein of 793 amino acids.